UUUUUCCUGUACUUCUUUUUUUCCGUAGAAAUUGACUGAAUUUGAUAAAGUUUCAGCGAGUUCCAUGGCUUUGGCUCUUGUUGAAUCGAUGGAUUCUAUGAACCCUCCAAACCAGAAUCCUUUUCUUGGAGAAAACUACGAGCUUACUCUUAAGCAAUCAAUCAAGAAUGUUUUAGCUGAAAUUCGCGAAGGAAAUCUUGGGUUUUGUCAUUUUACGGAAGAUUUCUACAAGUUGAUGCAAGCUAGAGUUGACCCACCCAUGGAAUCGAUCUGGUUCUACUCCGCGUUAAUGUUUCGUAGCCAUAGCUCCGCUAAGGGCGACUUUUUGGACCGACUGGCAGCCAUGAAAGUCUUGUUUCAGCUGGUGUGUUCUUGUUCGGCUCCUUGUGGUUCUUCGAAGACCGUUGCGUCGCUCGCUCCAGUGGUUUUCGAGGUGUAUAAAUUGAUUGCUGACAUGCUCGGUAAGGACUUGGCCUCGAAAAGGGAAAAGAAAGCAAUGCGAGAGGUUAAAGCUUUAGUUGAAGCGAUUCUAGGCUUUAUAAAUCUGAGUUCUUGCAAGGUUUCGGACCAGAACGUUGAACAGCUCGACUUCAAUUUGAUUACUCCUUUUAUGGAUUUAAUUAGUAUUUGGACGCAUCCGAAUGAGGGAUUAGAUCAGUUCUUACCCCUUGUGAGUAGCGAGGUUCGAGGAGGGUUUUGUUCAGGCGUCUGUGAUGUUCGUCACUUGGCUGGAGUUGUAAUUGCGGAGGCGUUUCUGAUGAAACUGUGCUUGGACUUCCAUAGUGGGCGUUCGAGGCAGGAGUUGGAGAAAGAUCUAAGGUUAUGGGCUGUUGGUUCUAUAACUGGGAUUAGGAACUGCUACCUUUUUGAGACUCUCAUAAGAUUCCUGCUGGGGGUGACUUUACCUGUGAUGUCUCUGUUGAGUACUGAAGAUGAACUUCUUUUAAGGAAGGUUCUAUAUGAUGCUCUUAUAUUGGUUGAUUAUUCAUUUUUGAAUCCUGUGAAAGCCAUUGACUUACAUGCCGAACACGUGGCAUUUCUUGCUGUGAAGAGAUUGAUUCUUACUCAUGACGCCAUAGAGUUUUUCAGGGAGCAUGGGGAUCAGAGCAGAGCCAUCUCUUAUCUAAAUGCGUUCUCAAGUUCUCCUGUACCUUCUCAAAUGAUUAGAUGGGUCAGAAGCCAAAUUCCUAGCAACGAAAAUGUAAAUCGACCCAACGGAUCGUCACCUAAAAUACUUCUCGAGUGGCUUUUUAAGGCUGAAGAUCAAGGUGUGAGAGUAUUCGACAAUACCAUCUCUGAUCAUCGAGCCAAAUUAGUACUCGAUAUUUCAAAAUCAGACUCGAGGCAUCCCAAGUUGGAGGGAAAUAAAGUAGAUGACGGUCUUUUGUUUUACGUUGACAAGCAAGGGGAAAAGGAAAACGAAAGUGAAGAGGACAAAGCGAUGGAUGAAUCUGUAAAUGCAGCCUUAGUAACUGUUGCUCGUACAAUGUCAAUGGCUGAAAAUGGUUCGGGAAAGAAGAAGCGACAGAGAAAGUCUGAAAGAAAGAACAAGAUCAAGUUUGUAAAGUAUGAUCUCUUCCCUAACCCUGAUGCUGCCCAAUUGAGGUCAGCUGUUGAUAAUAACGAUCCAAACAGUGAGGGUGAAGUUCAUAAUCCGCACAAGGAUGAAGAUUCUGACAUGGAAGAGUAAUAUGAUUUAACAAGAAAGGUCGUAUUUGGUUGCGACAACACAACUUCAGAUUCGGUUUGUUGUCUGUUUCCCUGUUGUUUUGUUGAAGAUCUUUCAGGAGGAAGCUGGCCAAGUUACAAGUGGGAGCUCAUCGGGUUCGGGUAGGCUGAUCGAUACGCAAAGUAUGUUGGAUUUUCAACUCAAGAGUACAACUGGCUCAACCAAGGUUGCUAAUGUAAGUUGAUCUAAUGACCAAAUCAAGGAAAGAAAGAACAAAGGGAAAAACAAUUUUGAUACAGCAUGAUACUGUGGUGUUUCAUGAAUAUGAAUCAAAUAUUUUAAGCGAACAUCGUUUCUACAGCACGAAAAAACCAUUGUUCUAACUUGUCUCUCGGAGGGGUUGUAUCAUACAAGCCGAUCCUUUCUGGCUCAUGCUUAUUUCAGAGGUUUGGAGAAAGCCGUAAUCAAUUCAGUUUUUGGUGUU
Momordica charantia (bitter melon) is the source of this 2153-nucleotide messenger RNA. RefSeq lists its product as uncharacterized. The record is from RefSeq and is a predicted model, not a curated record. Lineage: Eukaryota; Viridiplantae; Streptophyta; Magnoliopsida; Cucurbitales; Cucurbitaceae.